Messenger RNA from Penicillium cataractarum, 1659 nucleotides. Its product is annotated as cytochrome P450. The transcript is spliced from 3 exons. The record is from RefSeq and is a predicted model, not a curated record. NCBI's taxonomy places the organism in Eukaryota, Fungi, Ascomycota, Eurotiomycetes, Eurotiales, Aspergillaceae. The coding region runs from base 1 to 1659 and encodes 552 amino acids. Gene Ontology annotation, molecular function: heme binding; monooxygenase activity; iron ion binding.
AUGGUCGUCAAGCAAUUUUACCUGCUGGGAGAGCCUAGCUCUACAGCAAGGAAUGUUGAGUUUGAAGAAAAGAUUGACUUUGAAGGAUUGCAGCAUUGGAUUGCUGGCCAGUUUGCCAUUGUCGAGUCAAACGGCAUUGGCUUCCAGUCUUCAGAGGCUAUGCUCUCGAGUGUCUCCGAAGUCCUCUCCUCCGCAGACCCAAUCGCCAUUUCGAUAGAUGGCAAGCCCGUCCGCGAGAUCCCCGGCCCUAAAGGCCUUCCCUUCGUGGGUAACUUCUUCGAAAUCUACCCAGACCACUUGGGUAACCACCAGCGACUCUUCGAUCAAUAUGGUCCCAUCUUUCAAACUACCAAUAUGGGCCGCACAAUCUACCACACCAAUGACCCCCAACUAAGCGCAAUCGUCUUCGCAGAGUCAGAUUUCUUCAGCAAGAAAAUCAACGAAGCCCACCCUCUGUACCCUAUCAAGAACCAAGAAGCAGGUGUCUUCCUCGGUGAUACGGAUACCCCAGAAUGGCGCGCCGCACACAAAUUCCUGCCGCCAGCUCUGGGCCCCAAGGCCGUGCGCCACUAUGCGCCGACGAUGCAAUCCACCGUUGAAGACGCGUUUAGCGUAUUCGAUCAGCUGGAUGAGGCGGGCGAGGCCUGGAAUGUGUACCAGUACAUGCUGAAGCUCGGUUCGCAGGCGGUUGGUAAAUUGGUGCUGGGUAUUGACUUUAAGCACUUUACCAGUCCGGAUGCGCCACCUCAUGAGCUUGUGUAUCGUAUUGCAGAGUCGUUGACGUUGAAUAAGAAGGUUGCGGCGCGUGGUGAUUGGUAUGCUAAGCUGCCCUUUGGUGAUCCCAAGAAGUUGCGGGAUGCGAGGUGGCGUAUCAUUGAGAUGGUCAAUGAGUCUAUUGCGAAUGCAGAGCGUGGUGGUGUGGAAGACUUGCCCUUGCAAGAUGCUGCGCUGAAGGCGACGAACAUGGUUGACUACGCAAUUCGGGCAACAGACAACAAGGGCGAAAAACUCCCCAAAACAAGCCUCAUGCAAGCCCUCGUCGUAGCCACCGGCGCAGGUUUCACAACGACCAGCUCCCUCCUCUCCUGGCUCAUCUACUCCCUCGUCAACUACGACGGCAUGCAAGAGCGUCUCCUCCAAGAACUCAUCGACAACGACAUCAACGCAGACACCCAAAUCACCGCCGACCUCACCGACAAACUCACCUUCAUGGACAAGUUCAUCAAAGAAACCCAACGCCGUCACAACCCCUCCUACCAACCCGCCCGCACAGCAAAGGUCUCCAUGAUCCUACCAGGCGGAUACAAACUCCCCGCCGACGCAGUUGUCAUCCCGGCCCUGCACCACGUCCACAAUAACCCUGCCGUGUGGGAUAACCCGGCACGAUUUGACCCAGAUCGGUGGGAUACUGAUGCGGUGCGGAAUCGUCAUAAGGCGGCUUAUAUUCCUUUUGCGGCGGGCCCACGGAUGUGCAUUGGUUUCAACUUUGCAUUGCAGGAGGUUAAGGUGUUCUUGCCCAAGUUGUUGUAUCGGUAUAAGUUUACGAGGGAAAAUGAUGGGCCGAUUGAGUAUGAUCCGAUGUUCCAGUUGAUUCGGCCGAAUAAUUUGUAUGUUAGGGCUGAGAGGAGGGUUAAGUGGCCGCCUAAGACGGAGGUUUGA